CUACUGAAAAAAGGGAUUAAACGUCAAUUUCUACAUGAAAAAUCCACCAACCCCUCGCUAGUAGCAGCCUCCUCUCUCCAUCUCCCUCACCAACUACUCAGUAAUCCGGAGUCUACUGCAAAAUCUUCAAAUUCCUUCCUCUCUUAAUGGAAUCAACCAGUCUCUCUUUAUCAGGUAUUGGAAUGAAUAACGGAGGAGGAGGAGGAAUGGGAACAAAUUCAACAUUAAUAUGUGCUCCAAUAAUGGGGAAAACAAUUGAUGAGAUGUUUAUUGAUAUGGCUAAAGCUAAAGAAAUUGGAGUUGAUAUUGUUGAGAUUCGAUUAGAUUACUUAUCCAUUUUCCAUCCUCGUAAAGAUCUUCAAAUCCUAAUUCAAAAUUGUACCAUGUUGACUCUUUUCACAUACAGACCCAAAUGGGAAGGUGGUGAGUUUGAAGGUCAUGAUAGCAUUCGGCUCGAGGCACUUAAAUAUGCCAUGGAACUGGGAGCUGAUUAUAUUGAUGUUGAGCUUCAGGUUGCGCAUGAGUUUAUUAGUUCGUUAGAUGAGAAGACGCGUGGAAAGUCUAAAAUUAUUGUUUCUUCUCAUAACUAUCAUGCCACUCCUUCAGUUGAGGAAAUAGGCGAUCUUGUGGCCAGAAUACAAUCUACUGGUGCUGACAUAGUGAAGAUUGCAACAACUGCUGUGGAUGUCACAGAUGUUGCUCGCAUGUUUCAAAUUAUAGUGCAUUCCCAAGUAAGCCAUGUUCCAUUUAUAGGGUUGGUAAUGACUGAAAGGGGUUUGAUCUCACGGUUACUUUGUCCUAAAUAUGGUGGAUAUCUCACUUUUGGUACUCUUGAAGAGGGAGUAGUAUCAGCUCCUGGGCAACCAACAAUCAAGGAUUUGUUGGAUAAAUACAACCUCAGACACAUAGGUCCUGAUACAAAAGUAUUUGGAAUUAUCGGGAAGCCUGUGGGUCAUAGCAAAAGCCCUCUUUUGUUUAAUAAAGCCUUUAAGUCUGUUGGUUUUAAUGGAGUUUAUGUGCCCUUUCUGGUGGAUGACCUUGCAAAGUUUUUGGCUACAUAUGCAUCUGCUGAUUUUGCUGGAUUCAGUUGUACGAUUCCACACAAGGAAGCCGCACUUCAAUGCUGUGAUGAGGUCGAUCCAAUUGCCAAGUUAAUAGGAGCUGUUAAUACCAUUGUCAGGAGACCAAGUGAUGGGAAGUUAAUUGGUUACAACACGGACUAUAUUGGUGCUAUUUCUGCCAUAGAAGAUGGGAUGAGAGGUUCAAAUAAAAUUUACCAGGGAACUGGUUCACCCUUAGCAGGCAAAUUGUUUGUAGUCAUUGGAGCAGGUGGUGCAGGUAAGGCCCUUGCUUAUGGUGCAAAGGAAAAGGGAGCAAGAGUUGUGAUAGCCAACCGCACUUAUGAGCGAGCCAGAGAACUAGCAGAUUUGGUCGGAGGAGAAGCAGUUACUCUUGCUCAAUUGGAAACUUUCCGUCCAGAGGAUGGAAUGAUUCUUGCAAAUACGACAUCGAUAGGGAUGCAGCCGAAAAUUGAAGAAACACCCAUACCAAAGCAUGCCCUAGGUGCUUAUGCACUGGUUUUUGAUGCCGUUUACACACCAAAAGUGACAAGACUCUUGCUGGAAGCAGAAGAAUCCGGAGCGACAGUAGUUACUGGGGUAGAGAUGUUCAUCGGGCAGGCAUAUGAACAAUAUGAAAGGUUCACUGGUUUGCCAGCGCCUAAGGAACUCUUUAGGGAAACCAUGUCUAAACUGUAAUUAGCAUGGUGAUGAUUGUUCUCGAGUUCUAAUGUAAUUGAAAACCGAAGGUAUUUAUCAAGCCCCUUAUUUUUUCCGAGAUCUUGACUGCCUUUUGCUUGGUGGUUUGUGUUGUUGGAAAGGAAAAUCAUUCUAAUAGCUAAGAAACAAGGGAAAAAACAUUCAACUCCCUUAUUAAAAACAUCAAUGUGUUGUUACUUGGUUGGUCCGUCAAUGUUGUUUCAUUACAAAACGUCCAGCUUCACGAUUUUGUAUUUGAUUGGGCGAAUAUGUUUAGAGAGCAAGUCUAUUGUAAGCUUUUGUUUUUGUAAUAUCGAAUAAGUUCUGGAAGCUUUUGUAUUUGACUGGGCAAAUUUGCUGGAAGCUUUGGUAGUGAGUCAGAGAUGUAAUAUUUAAAAAGUUCUGAAUUUUGCUAAAUGUCAUGGGCAUUGAAAGAGUUGUGGUUGUAAAAUGAAUGAAGUAAAAAUUCUUCCCAUUCUGUUUGAUUACA
Messenger RNA from Papaver somniferum (opium poppy), 2247 nucleotides. RefSeq names its product bifunctional 3-dehydroquinate dehydratase/shikimate dehydrogenase, chloroplastic-like. Gene Ontology annotation, biological process: shikimate metabolic process; chorismate biosynthetic process. Bases 147 to 1757 code for a protein of 536 amino acids. The record is from RefSeq and is a predicted model, not a curated record. Gene Ontology annotation, molecular function: NADP binding; 3-dehydroquinate dehydratase activity; shikimate 3-dehydrogenase (NADP+) activity. The transcript is spliced from 6 exons. NCBI's taxonomy places the organism in Eukaryota, Viridiplantae, Streptophyta, Magnoliopsida, Ranunculales, Papaveraceae.